AUGAAUUUCUUGGUGUUACUCCUUUUUAUAGAGAACAUUUUUGGCCUGGGACAUAUUUCAUAUCCUGGUGUGGGUUGGAGAACUCUAAACUUUGCCGAGCCAGUAGAAAAAAGGAGGUUGAAUGGAAGUGUGAUUAAAGAUGAAGAAGUAGAAUCAGAAUUGGCUUGUCAAUUUAAAUGUGUAGGAGAACAUCGUUGUCAAUCUUACAACUUUGGACCUUCAGAGACCAGCCUGACGAAGCAUUUGUGUCAACUGAGCAACUCUGAUCGAUUUGUUGAUCGUGAGAACUUCAUGGAAGAUGCAAAUUUCAAGUACGGAGGAUUUCAG
Molecule: messenger RNA, 327 nt
Organism: Porites evermanni
Lineage: Eukaryota; Metazoa; Cnidaria; Anthozoa; Scleractinia; Poritidae
Source: the annotation of a GenBank genome assembly